Messenger RNA from Camelina sativa (false flax), 9413 nucleotides. NCBI's taxonomy places the organism in Eukaryota, Viridiplantae, Streptophyta, Magnoliopsida, Brassicales, Brassicaceae. The record is from RefSeq and is a predicted model, not a curated record.
UCCACAUCUUUCUCUGUUACGCUUUAGCUGUUGUUGAUAGAUGAUUAUUCUAAAAGAACGCGUCUUUGAGAUUUUCUGAAUCAAUCAUCAUCGUUCCUACUUAUGGGUUUUCACUUUUCAUUGAUGAUUGAUAUUUUCUAGGGUUUGGUUUCUAAAAUUGCGUCGGUGGCUUUUUUUUUUUUUUUUUUUUUUUUUNUUAUGUUCGUGCGAUUUACUUUUUUCUUUUUAUAGAUUGUGGAUCGAUUGCUUUGAUCACUCGGUGAUGGAUGGUUUCGAUGGAUUGAUUAUUGCUUCUCUCUGUUACGUCUCGACGCGGGAGUGUUCUUCCUCUGGCUUUUGUUUCUCUUAGCGAAUUAUAAUCCGAUGAUCAUCGCUUUUCGAUUUCUGAAAUUUCACCUUCUGUAGAGUUAUUUAUUUCUCGUCCUCUUGUUGAUGAUUUAGAUUGUCGAGGAUGAUCGAUAGGUGAUUGAGGAGGAGAAGGGUACUAAAAUCGAUCGGUGGUGGUUCUAAUUUUUGAUCCGAACUUGUUCUUCGCUGAAUGUUCACUUUGUCUUUUCAUGUUGUUUAAUCCACGUAGUUCUAUUGUUGUUAAUCCAGAUUGUGGAGGGUAAUACUAUUGAUCGAUUGGUGAUUAAAGAGGAUACUUAGAUGGAUCGGUGAUGGUUUUAUUGAACGUUGUCACGCGUUUUCUCUGUUGCUUUUUUUUGUCCUCCUUUCCCAAUUCUUAUUUCUUAGCCUUCUUCUUCUUUUCUAGAUAAGCUACAUCUCUCUUCUUUUCUUUUCGUCUUUGAUGCAGAUCGUGUAGGCAAUGGGAUUGCUCUGUUGAAUCUUUUGUUUCUCGCCUAUCAUAUCAUAUCAUCUCUUUUGGUUUCUUCUGUUUUCUCGUGCGUUAUUUUCCCGAAUGACUUACUCGUUACAAUCACGAUUUCCUCUCUGUUCUAUUCCGUAUCAGUUGAUCUUGGAAGGAUGUGUCGUCGCUCCCUGAUGUGUUACUUCUUUGGCGGUUUUCUAUUUCCCUUUGUUUCCUUUUCAGGGUUCUUAUAUUACGUACGCUUGUUUUCCUUCUGAUUUUUGUUGGUGAAACUUUUUGGUUUAGAUCUUUGACGUUGAAGGCAUUGUGAAGGGAAGGAUGGCUUGCGUUUAGUUUCGUGUUUCUGGCUACUUCGCAUCUAUAUCACCUCUUUCUGCUUUUGGUUGAUUUAUUUAAUUUUGGCUAUUUUUGUUUCUGUCCUCUGUGUGUCUUAAUUUGUUUUCCAGGUUUGAUACAUCAACGCCUCUCUAAUUCUCUGCUGCCUCUACACACAUUCAUAUGAAAGAUGAUCGUAAAAUUCCCUAUCACACAUACACAUUCAUAUUCUUUGUACUUUUUUGUAACUAGUUUUUGAAUGCUUAUAUGUCUUUUAGGCCUGCUAAGUCUGACCUCUCUGUUCCAGAAGGUUUGACAUGUGAUUUAUUGAGGUUUUCGUUCCUCUUUCCCUUGGGUAUAUUUCUGUAAUCUGUUUGAUUUCAUAUACUACCUUGAUUUUGAAUUUUUGUUUCCUGAGUUAUAGACUGCGCCACUUGGGAUUCUUCAAGAUCAUUUGGAUUUGUUAUUGGAUGUUUCAGGUUAACAGUAGUGUCGCUGAUCUUCCUAGUGAUGCAGGAAUUUAUGUAUUAUGCUUAAGACCCUUUCUUUUGUUAUAGGUAGUGGAGGUUCUAAAAGAGAGAAACGUCAGGCUACUAACUGGUUUCUUUCCCCUGUCUUUUAUGUUUAUUGUUUGAUCAUACUCUCAUAUGCUUGUGACGGUGUUUUUUUUUUAAAGUGAAAUGUUCCCUUCUUUAUAGGUGUAUAUUUUGAGCUUGAAAGAUGUCUUUGAUCUUGUGCUUCCCUAUUACCUCUCUGGCGGUUCCUUAUCCCCCUUUGUUUUUUUUAAUGGUUUCUUAUUUCCCUGUUACUUGGUUGUUUUUCUUUUCUAAAUUUUGUAUAAUUUUCGAUUUAGAUCGUAGAAGUUCAAGUCAUUUUGGGAGAGAAGGAUGGGUGGCGUAUAAUAAUAUCGUGUUUCUGGUUCUUUCACAUCUAUACACCUUUUUACCUAUAGAUUGUUUUAUUUAAAAUUGGGUAUUGUUCGUGAGGUAUGAUUUUCCCCCUGUGUUCCCAGAAUUUCCUUCACAACUCACUUUAUUCUAUGUCCGUAUACACACUCAGAUUAAAGAUGAUCAUAGAGUCCUCCCAAACGAGUUUCUGGUUACUUAUUAUAUAUACACUUUUCUGCUAUUGGUUGAUUUAUUUAAUUUUGGUUAUUGUUGGUUAGGUUUGAUAUGUCCUCUGUGUCUUAUUCUGUUUUCCAGAUUUUCUACAUCAAUCAUUCUCUGUUCCUCUGCUGUUUGCACACAUUCAUAUGAAAGAUGCUCUUAAAUUCCCUUCCGAAUGAGUUUGUUCUAAUACUUUUGCUUUGUAAGUAGAUUUUGUUUUGAUUGUCUUUUAUCUCUGCUAAAAGUCUGAGCUCUCUGAUGCAGAAGGGUGGACCUGUGUUUAUUUAGGAUUUCCUUCUUCUCUCCCUUGAGUAUAUUUCAGCACUCUGUUUCCAUAGAAUUUGUUAUUGGAUGUUUCAGGUUAGCAGUAACGUCUGCUGUUAUUGGAUUACCCUGUAUUUCUGCAUCGGGAGUUUUGCUAAUUACGUUUACAGCUUGCCGGGAGAAUUUGGUGCUUCCAUCUGUCGUUGAUUCAGGUUUUAGUUGAUGGAUUUAGUUUUUGAAUUGAACAGCGUCAAGUCUGAGCUCCUCUUAUGCAGAAAGCUAGACAUGUUGGUAGUCAGGUUUUCGUUCUUCUUUCCUUCUUAGAUCUUCUGCAAUCUUUUGAUUCAUAAUUCCUGGAUUUUGAAGUGUGUUUCGCUUACUCAACCAUUGACAGUGGGGAGUUUCUUUUGGCUUUUUGGUGUGUUGAGGAUUCGAAGGAGCCCGACUCCCUUUUGAUUUUUUUGACAUCGAAGGUUGAAUUUACAGUAGGUUUUAACCUCUGGUGUCUUUUGCCUUUUUCUGUUUUGAUGACCACUACAUUUGAUGAAGACGUGAUCAGCUCCCCUCCUUAUCUGCUUGUGCUUGUAUUUUGCUGCAUCUUUUCUAUAGUUGAUACUAAUCGCUUCUACUUGAGAUGAAGUCAUUAUCGUUGCAUCCGGGUUGAUUUUGCAAAGUGGUAGUUCUGUUUUGGCCUGCUUGCCUACACUCGUAUCUGUACAUCAUGAAUUUGUGAAGUAGAUUCAGUUCAUAUAUUAUGAGUUCUUUGGCAUGUGAUUAUUGCAUCGCUGUUGAUCUGUGAAUUACUUCUGACUGUUGUAAUUUACUGGGUAUUCAAGAAAAGGGAGCUUCCAUCUCCAUACUAAUUGACGGGUUCCCAUCCUUUCUUCCUUGUUUCUGCUUUUACGAGGCUAUUUAUUUUCUCAGAAUUGAUGCUAUUAAUUGUGGUUGCAUAGUCUAUUGCUUCUCUCUGAGCGGAAAUGUGCUACAGAUUUUGAGGAUCCAGUAUAUUUACUUAUGAGUUGGUCUGUUCUCCAGCAAGACAAGGUAAUAUCGAAGGUUCUAUCAGUUUCACUCAUCGGUUUUGUAUAAACUCUUUUUUGUGUAUCUUCUAUUUCAUGGUCUCUGCCGCUGGGGAUUAGUUGUUCAGGAUGGUUGAAGCUCUGUAGGUUGACUUCUCUGAAGGUGUGGAUACCAUACUUGUUCUAUUGAUUCUAAGAUUGAGUUGUACUUUUGAUGAUGAUUCUCAGUUUCGCAGCAAUGUCUGAUUAAUAUGUUCAAAAAAUUUGAAGAUUUUCAGCUCUUACUGUACACUACGUGGAUUUUAGGUUUCAUCAGAUACCUCAGUAUUUAUUCUUGUAUUUUAGUCAUAUAACUACUAGUUUGCCAGAAUGAGUUAUUUAGUUAAUUUGUAAGUUCUUCCACAGGACAUCAGAUUUCUUGCCAUUGUCAGAAUCUGGGGGAAUGAAUCUUGUGAUUCUGGGGAACACGUACAAAUAUUAUUGAGGUGUUGUGUUGCUCAUAUCUUCUUUAGUUUGUUAUUUUGAUGUCAUCGUUGAUUUGAUUAUGUAUGUGAUUCUUGCUGGUAGUGUGACCUCAUCAUGGGGUAGGCUCAUAGAAGGUGAAGAGCAUCUUCGUUUUGAUAACGGUCUUUACUUUUGACUGCUGACAUUUGAAUUUGAUAAUGAAGUCCUCAAUUGAUUUUGUUCGGGUGAUACAUAACCUCCUUACUUCUGGUGAAGAGGUUGAUUACUUAUGUUGUUGAAUUGUUACCUCCGAAUCCUAGUUCCUUUCUUCCUUUGGACGUAUUGGCUUGCAGGUCAAAGCUUUCUGUCUAACACGAUAAUGUACCUCCAUUCUGGUUACUGUUAUUCAGACUCUACGAUUGGGGAAGUGAUGUUUACUUAAUUCUCAUCAUCUCUUGAACCUUAAUUUGCUCUGUCACACAUUGAAGCCUAUGUUGGGUUUGCAGUUUGUGAAGUUUUCAUGGAAGGUCUUUGAUGUUCACUGAAGUUGAGUUUAUUCCUGAAGAAAGAUAUAUGUUACGAAAACGCAACGUAUUGAUGCAAACUUUUUUAUCUUCUGAAUUAGGACGUGUUGCCAUACCAACUAUUGGUAAAGUAAUUGUGAGAGAUGUUUUCCUGUAUGUGAGUGAUAUGUUUUGCUGGAAGGGACUAUACAAGAAGACACAACUCCGAGAGGCUUACAAGCUUAUACGUAGAAUGAAGUUAAAAGAUCUCAGGCCUUUAUCUUGUGCUGUGGAUUGGAUUUGCUCAUAUCUCAUUCAAAGAAUGGAGUAGGUACGGAUGUCAUUUGUCAUUACUUGAUUAAUAUAAGUCUUCUGGUAUUAUUGCCUCUUGGGGAUUGAUUGCAGGUUGUCGUUUGUUCAUGUGAGAUUUAAACUUUGUGGCCUUUGUGGGUAGUGCUCUUAGUUUAGUCUGCGAUGAUUGAGUAUAUGAACACACUGCUGGUGAAGAGGUUGAUUGUGAUAUGUUGCUGGAUUGUUCUCUUCCUUGGUCUUAGGUUAAAACUACUCUGCCGACACUGGUUUCAAUGAAAUCACUGAUGUACCUUUUCCUGCUUACCACAGAAUUUGCCUAGAUCAGUUAUGGGACCUUUGUUGUGGUUGCUUUGACUUGCCUCUACAAUGAUUUCUCAUUGGUCGGAACUUAAGAGGAUCCUCAUUUUGAUGCGGUUGUUAUUACUCAUUGAAGCCCACGCUGGUGUUGUAGUUACUGAAACUUUCAUGGGAAGGACUGUGAUUGGAGUAGACUGCAAUUGAUUGAAGUUUGUUAAUAGCGAAAACAGUUAUGUGCUUUUGUAUAUUAUCUAUUCUCCGAGGGAACUGAAGUCUUGUUCCAGAAGUCUUGGAUGUAUAAGAUUCUGUUUCACAAGUGUUAAGAUCAAAAUUCCAUUCGCUUUAAGAUUGUUGCUUCUGUUAUUAUUGAGACACUUACGUUAAACAGUUUUAUGUGCUUUUAUAUAACUUGUGUUCGUUCAUUUUACCUUGGUUUGGUGUGGAGGAGGAGGAGAAGAGUCUUAUGUAGCUGGUACGCAGGAAGUUGAAUCGGAUUAGGCUGGAUUCGUUUUGUAAGUGGAAUGUUGUUGGUUAAAAAGAUAUCUUUUAAUGAUUGGCUUGUAACUAAGAAUCACGUGGGUUAUAUACUGCACCGAGACGGUUCUAUAACUUUUCUAAGCAGUUAAGCUUUUGCUAAUCACAGGUUAAUAAAAUUUCAACGGUCCAUAAUUCAUAAACUAAUCGUGUCGGUCAAAAGUCAAAUGUCCGUGUGGUCCCUCCCUGUCCGUAUCUGAAAUCUGACUUAAUGAGUAGUGAGUCACUUGAACGAACGACUAUAGUUCUAUUUUCUCUUCUUCUUCUUCUUUCUUUGUAUGGCUGUGGUGGUUUUCUUCGGUGUUCUCUCUGUCCUGGUCGUCUGCUUGGGACUACGGCGUCUCCUUCACUUUCUUCAAAGGAGAGAAAAAGCAACGCAGCUUCAACAUCCUGUGACUUUCACAGGUGUUUCUCCGGCGGCGGGAACAUUGGCUUCAUCCUCGUCCCGGUCCUUGUGGAAGUACCAUGUGUUCCUCAGCUUCAGGGGUACAGAUGUACGCAAAGGAUUCCUCAGCCAUCUCUACAAAGCUCUCACCGACAAGGGGAUCCACACUUUCCGUGACGACACAGAACUCCAGCGUGGGAAUUUCAUCAGCCCGGCGCUCUUGGAAGCGAUUGAGCAAUCAAGAUUUGCCGUCGUUGUGCUCUCCGAGAACUACGCCACUUCUCGCUGGUGUUUGCAAGAGCUUGUGCACAUCACAGAUUGCGUCGAGAAGAAACCACUCGAACUCAUCCCCGUUUUCUUCGGUGUUGACCCUUCACAUGUGAAGAAACAAUCUGGGAAUUUCGCCAAGGCCUUUGCUGAACACGACAAGAGAUCUGAUACAAACACAGUGAAAACAUGGAGAGACGCCAUGGUCAAAGUAGGAUUGAUCUCUGGGUGGGAUUCCAGGAACUGGAACGAGGAGUCGAAGCUUAUCGAGGAGCUUGUUCAAGAUCUUUCAGACAGAUUGUUCUCACCAAUGUCUUCCAGUGAUACUACUGGUGAAUUGAUAGGAAUGAGUACACAUAUGAGAAGUAUAUAUCCAUUGAUGAGCAUAGAUCUUAAUGAUGUCCGAAUGAUCGGAAUUUGGGGAAUGGGUGGUAUAGGCAAAACCACCAUCGCAAAAUAUGUAUACAAAGCCUUCUUGAGCGAGUUCGAUGGUGCUUCCUUGUUAGAGAAUGUGAAAAGAGACUUUAACCGAUAUGGUCCAUCACAUUUACGUGAGAAAAUCUUGUCUGAAAUCUUCCGCAAGAAGGACAUGAAUACAUGGAAUAUAUAUUCUUAUGUGAUGAAGGAACGAUUAUGUGGCAAAAAGAUUCUUCUUGUUCUUGAUGAUGUUGACGAUAUAAAACAGCUAAAAGAACUCGCUGGAAGUCCUGAGUGGUUUGGACCAGGAAGCAGGAUCAUUAUCACCACUCGAGACAGGCGUGUUCUAGACAUGCAUGAUGUGGAACGUAUCUAUGAAGUGAUGCCUUUGAGGAGCACCCAAGCACUUCAGCUUUUUAGUAAGCAUGCUUUCAAGCAACCUCGUCCAUCUGAAGAUUAUAGAGAGCUUUCAAUAGAUGUUGUGAAGCAGCUUGGUGGUCUUCCGUUAGCACUUCAACUCGUAGGAGGAUCUCUCUAUCGCCGGGAGCUGGAAUUUUGGGAAGACAAACUGGAUUUGCUGAGAAAUAAUAAUGAUGAUUCACUGUUCAAGGCGUUAAGAGUAAGUUAUGAGGCAUUGGAUGACCUAGAAAAGAAGAUAUUUCUUUACAUUGCGCUCUGUUUCAACGGAGUGAAUAUGGACAGAGUUAGAAAAGUAUUAGACCUGUUUUUCGUAUCUUCCAGGCGCAGAGCGUUGCCCACCAGACCGAGUAUUACAGCUCUGAUGGAGAAGUGUAUGAUUAGCCGGUCAAACACAAAUCGACUUUGGGUCCAUGACUUGCUCCAGGACAUGGCUUAUGAUAUCAUAUGUGAAGGCAAAGAUGAAAGGCCAUGGAAACGUUUAAUGCUGUGGGAUUUUGAAGAUAUCAAUCACGUUUUCUCCACCAACGCAGGCGAUGAAGCAAUUGAGGUGGAAAGCAUAUUUCUGGACAUGUCUAAUGGAAAUGAGCUCAACAUAACACCUGGAAUCUUUAGGAGGAUGCCAAAUCUCAAACUACUUAAAUUUUAUACGAAUUCCAGCAUUGGACAGAGCAGAACAAGGAUGUUAGAUGGCCUCGACUACCUCCCUACGCUGCGGUAUCUUCGGUGGGAUGCUUAUAAUCUUAAAUCAUUGCCAUCUCAGUUUUGUAUGACUUCUCUAUUUGAACUCAACCUCUCACACAGCUCAAUAGAAACAGUUUGGGGUGGAACUCAGGAACUUGCAAACUUACGGAGCCUAAACCUCACAAGCUGCAAGCACCUUAACGAGUUUCCAGACCUUUCGAAGGCGACUAAUCUUGAGAGUCUGAAACUCUCCAAUUGUGAUAACUUGGUUGAAAUCCCCGAGUCCUCUCUUAGACAACUCAACAAACUCGUCCACCUAAGAUUGAGUGACUGCAGAAAACUAAGGAGCCUCCCAAACAACAUCAACUUGAAAUCCCUCAGAUUUCUUCGUCUGGACGGAUGCUCUAGCCUGAAAGAGUUUCCAUUUAUCUCAGAGACUGUCGAGAAGUUGCUUCUGAACGAGACAACUAUUCAACAAGUACCAUCAUCAGUCGAACGCCUCUCUCGUCUCAGAGAGCUACGCCUCUCCGGCUGCAAGAGACUGAUGAAUCUCCCAGACAGCAUGAAGAACCUGAAGUCUCUCACUGAUCUUGGCCUCGCAAACUGUCCUAACGUUACAUCAUUCCCAGAAGUCGGAGCAAACAUACAAUGGUUGAAUCUGAACAGAACAGCAAUAGAAGCAGUACCUUCAACAGUAGGGCAGAAUUCAAAGCUUCGUUAUCUCAAUAUGUCUGGCUGUGACAAGCUUAUGAACCUUCCUCCAACGCUAAAGAAACUGGCACAACUUAAGUACUUGUAUCUUCGUGGUUGCAUUAAUGUCACUACGUCUCCUGAGCUCGCUGGUACCAACACAAUGAAAGCAUUGGACUUACAUGGAACAUCGAUAACAAAUCAAUUGGUUGACUCCACUAGUGAUGAGCCUCCUGGAUGUGAAGUACCUGUCAUUAGACGGUUCUUUAUGAAACAAGUUCGAGAACACAUCAAGAAGCGUAAAUCCAACAGAUGAUAAGGAUCAAAACAGAGUCCUUUUGGCUUACUUAGAUCACGUGACCAAACCAAAUGACUCUAGUCUUUUAAACAACUGCCACGUAAAGCUUCGUCUUGGCCAUGUGGCAGGGUUUAAGAGCAUGGCUUGAGGGUAUAAAUAAGUUUUGGUAAAGACAGAACCCAGGAGGGAGGGAAACGGAGUGAGAAAGAUUAGUAUCAGCAGAAAUGUCGGGAGCACAAGGAGCAGAGCCGAUGGGGUCAAGAACGGCGACAACAUAUGAGUCGGUGGAAGGAGGAAAGAACAAGACGAAGCUUGAUAUAAAGCCAAAGGAAGACGAAGGUGGGAUUCAAGUUGACAAGCUUCAGGAUAAGGUCUCUGAUGCUGCUGGACUUGGCUGACCUGUCCUUUGGUGCUGGUAAAGUCGUAAAGAUGACAAUAAACAGGAUCUUGGUGUUACCGGAACCGGCUAGAUCCACGUUUUAAAGAAGAUAAUGAAGUUUCUAAUAAAUAGUUAAACUAAAUUAGCCAAUUCGAUUUGUAAGUAAUAUAAUUGUGUUAUGGAUAACCGUCAAAAUAAAUGAUGCGGCCCAAAAAAGAGAAAUACUGUAGUAAAUUAAUCUAGUGGCUAUGGGCCUAUGCUUUAUUGUCUA